ACGGGAAAAUUCUAUUUUUUUCUAUGCGUCAGAUUUUUCGUAUUUGGGAAUUUCCCAUAUAAAGUGCCAGAUUACUGUUCAGUAUUUUGUUGCAAGACGAAUGAUCUAACUUUAGAAUGUUUCAAAAACCGUUUAGAACUAAGUCAAACACUUUACUUCGAAGCUCAGACAAGAAACGACUGCGCAGUGAAGUUGAAAAAUCGUUCUCCGCCGAUGGGUUUAGCUUGCCAAUAACCGAAGUCAUCGGUAAUAAAGAAGAAGUUUAUAUUCUCAAGCUAUAUUCCCAUAAAGGUGAUAAUGUGGCAAUCUACUCCAUGAGAAACAGCCCGGUGCUGUUCGAACAUGAAAAGAAGAUAUUUCCUUCUGUUUACUUCCUAUGGGAACAUACAAUGCUUGUUCCUUCUAUACCAACCCAAACAUUUGUUAUACAGAAGCUUGCUAAUGGCGCAGAUUUGAUGUUGCCUGGGGUUGUUUUUCAUCCCAAUCUUGACUUCCCAUGCUUUGAAAGAGGGUCAGUGGUUGCCAUUAAUACAUUAGAGAAUUCAUCAGCAUUGGCUGUGGGGGUGGCUCUCAUGUCUUCUAAUGAAAUGUUGGAAAGUAUAGACAAACGUGGCAAAGCUGUUCAUAUUCUGCAUGUGUUUGGCGACCAUCUUUGGUCUCUUGGUGAAAAGACACAACCCCCUACCAUACCACAUACUUUCGAUACGCAUGAGAACAGCACAUUGGACAAAAACACUGAAUUAGAAAAUCUUGUUGAAAAUGUUGAAAUAAAUAGCAGUGAGGUGGAAACUGAAACAACAGACACAACUGAGGCUGGAUGUAGCUUGGAAGGAGGUGAUAAACAAAGUACAGACACCGAGGAAAGUGUUGAAAAUGAGACAGACACCUUAAUGGAGAAGGAAUCUAUUGAUGAGUCUACUUCUGUUGAGGAAGAAACAGAGAUAGAGGAAGUUAUUGAUAUGGACGAAGUGUUGCGUGUUUGUUUCAUGACUGCAAUUAAAUCAACAUUAAAAGAUAACCAACUUCCAAUACUGGCAAGCUCCUUUUACAGGUCUCAUGUUCUGCCUUGUUCACCACCCGAUGUGAAUUUAGAAAUAAAGAAAACAUCGUAUAAAAAGUUAGGAAAAUAUCUCAAGUCAGUUGCAGCCACUGGUCUUAUUGAAGUGAAAGAAUUAACGAAAGGAGCUGACAGCAUUGUAAAAGUAAAUCGCUCACACCAAGAUUACUGCCAUUUCAAGGUUGUCAAAAGAGAGGCUGAUACAAAUGAGAGCGAAGAAAAAAAUACAGAAGUUCAAUUUGGUGUAGUUACACAAAAACAAUAUGAACCUCCUGAAAUUUCACUUUUAUGUGGGGUGAACGCAGCUACACUUUCUUUUUUUAAGGAGAUGGGUGUUUCUAAGGGUGGCGUGCUGAUGCCCACAGAAGUGAGAAGUCUUGUAACUGAAUAUGUUAAUAUGAAUAACCUCGCUGAGGGUCGAUACGUAAAGCUUGAUCCAAUUUUACACAAUACAUUAUUUGGUCGACAAGGUUCAGCAGAUGUAACACAAGAAAGCUGGGAAAAUGUAUUCAAAAUUUUGACAUCUAAGAUGCAAGUACAUUAUCAGCUCAAGUUUAAGAAUAUGACGCCCAUUGUACAUAAAGGGACGCCUCCAUGUGUUGAAAUAUCUACACAGAAGCGAACUGGGAAUAAAAAAGUAACUCUGGUUAAAAACCUUGAAAGUUUUUUGAUUGAUCCACACCAGUUUAUGGAUGUGAUAAGAAAAUCUGCGCAAGCCAGCACCUCUAUUAGUUUGUUGCCUAAUUCAAAACCAAACCACCCAUUUUAUCAGGUUUUAGUCCAGGGAAACCAAGUACAAAACGUUGAGUCCAUUCUUACUGGGGAGUUAUAUAAACUGCCGCGAAAGUAUUUAAAGGGUUUAGAAAAUGCUCCCAAACCCAAAGGAAAGCGAAAAUAAUUUAGUUAGUUUAAAUUCAGCAAUAAAUAAACCUUACAUGACUUUGUUUGAAAAUGUACAAGAGGUGGUGUAGGAUUUCUGUUGAAAAUUCCUACAAAGAGUCUAUAUGAGGGAAGUUACUGAAUCAAUAUAGGUGAGGCAAAGUUGUUAUGACAUUUGAAAUAUUUAAUAAUUUGUUCAACUUAUUGGAUAUUUUUAUUUGUACCUAUAUGCUUUACUUUCUUUUGCGUUCGUGUUAUGUUUUUUUCCCGGCAGCUGAAUUUAUUCCCCUUUGUGUGUAGUAGGAUCUUGAGCUGAUGACGGUGUAAGUCUGUUGUGUGAAAUUAAUGUUUCUCUUCAUUUUUGAACUUUAUGGGGGAGAGUCACAGUAGACUACCGUGGUUGUUUUUCUGAAGGGAUUGUGUCAUUUUACUUGGUAUCGGUUGCCUAUUACUCUAAAAGUUCAACCUGUUUACGGUUUAAAUCAGAAAAUCCUGAUCGGUCCUUGAUAAAACAAAAUCAAGACUUUUUGACUUUAUUUUGUUUUCGCAUUAAUUGAAUGUACAACGAUAAAACAAUAGACAAUGUUAAAAGGUUUACAAUUCGUUUUAGCGAUUGUACGUUAGAUACUCUAUAUACAAAAUCUGUGAUUAGUAUUACAGAGACGAAAUUUUA
Molecule: messenger RNA, 2609 nt
Organism: Ciona intestinalis (vase tunicate)
Lineage: Eukaryota; Metazoa; Chordata; Ascidiacea; Phlebobranchia; Cionidae
Source: RefSeq, a predicted model, not a curated record